CGCAACGACAUCUCUCUAUUUAGGAGGCAACUUUCGACGCGCAUAAGCGCUUUACUUUGACGGUUUAAUUGAUAAAAAAAAUUCACUAAAGUUACAAAAUAAUGUUGCAUUAAUUGAUAUAUAAACAACUAAAUUAUAUGAAUACUUAUAAUCCACGAGCGCACCCCUCCCGAGUGUCUGUGUGAGAGAUGCAAAUGUGUAAUAUGUUUUUGUUUUUGUUGCGACGCCAAAUUACAAAUGCGGCCGAUACACCGCUCGAUCCUUAGAAAGAAUAUACAUAGAAUAACAAACAUCGCGUGACACGGCCGGCACUUGUACUUUCAAUAAUAUUUUGUGCGCUUUUGAGAAGUUCACUUUUUAAUCUCAAUCACAAAUAAUGCAAAUUAAAUGUUUGUUCAUACUAAAAGUAAUUUUCGUGCUGUCAACAAUUGUCACAGUUACAGAUUGUUGUUCAAGCCGAAUUUUACUGUUGCGCCCGCACAUUUUGCAAAUUGAAGAGCGUGUAGUGCAAUUGGAGCUAAAGCAAUCAUUCGAUGCCAAUGGGCCACCGCUGGAGGCAGAUGGCUACGCUGACACCGCUGAAUUGCUGCGCAAUUUUAUUUCAGCCGAACCGGUGCUCCCUGCGGAAAACGUACCAUUAACAACUACGGACAUAGCCAUAAUAAUAACAGCUACUCCAGCAACAACAAUACCCACAACAUUAACACCUACGUUGGCAACAGGAGAACCACCGCCCAAUGACAGCACGCAGCGAAAUUCCUCAGACCAAAGCACUAGCACCAAUCUUGACAUCAGUGAUGUGAUACCUACCACAACAGUUGUACCAAGCAGCACCACAAUGACAACAACAACGACGACGGCAACGACUAGGGCAACCACUACUGAGAGCAAGCGAUCCUGCAGUAUUAACUAUUUUUGUUUGAAUGGAGGCAAAUGCUUUCGCUAUGACAUUGGCAACAGCAGCUUGAACUACUGCGAGUGCGCUGAAGACUUCGUGGGCGAACGCUGCGAGUCCAAAACUGAGAAUGUCCUUUCCAUUCCAGGUGUUAUUGUGUCCUUAGGUCCAACAGCUGAGCCUCAAUUGAAGACGGCCCACAUCGUUUUUUCAUUUCCCAUGCUGUUGCUCUUGUCUACCAUAUAUGUGGUCUUUGGCGCCAUCUUUAUGUUUCGCAAUGUGUCCGCCCAUCGGCGCAAGGAGCAGCAACAAAAACUUAAUUUGCACGAUCAGCGUUUCUUUAUCAGCUGUUGAAGUACAGCUGGUCACAAUUAACUCAAUUUGUUUUAAAAUUUGGAAACACUUGGUUUCGCACACUUUUGUACCAAAAAAAAAUGUGGUUGCAUUUCUUGAUUAUUGCUAAGAUAUUUCUUUUUUUUUUGCUAUUACGUUGCGCAACGCUUUAAUUU
Drosophila busckii is the source of this 1404-nucleotide messenger RNA. RefSeq names its product protein gurken. Gene Ontology annotation, biological process: epidermal growth factor receptor signaling pathway. Bases 377 to 1249 code for a protein of 290 amino acids. Gene Ontology annotation, molecular function: epidermal growth factor receptor binding; receptor ligand activity. Lineage: Eukaryota; Metazoa; Arthropoda; Insecta; Diptera; Drosophilidae. The transcript is spliced from 4 exons. The record is from RefSeq and is a predicted model, not a curated record.